UCUGUACCCACUCCAGUUUUCCCCCAGUCCAGUCCAGUCCUGUCCGACCCCCUGCAGCCAUGGCGCGUGGUCACCAGAAGAUCCAGUCACAGAAGAAGAAUGCAGAGAAACAAGCCAAGAUGAAGAAACAGCAGGGGCAUGAUCAGAAGUCUGCGGCGGGGAAGGCGCUCAUCUACCAGUGUGUGGUGUGCAAAACCCAGAUGCCGGACCCUAAGACCUACAAACAGCACUUUGAGAGCAAACAUCCCAAGGCACCUAUGCCAGAGGAGAUCAAAAACGUAGCAGCAUAAAACAGGCCAACCUGCAGUACCUCUGGGCUUUCACCCCUUCAGCUCACCGACAUGGAACGUUCCACAAAUAAAGUCUAUAUUUUUCUGUGCAAUGGGCCAUACUAUUCAAGACACUUUAGGGGGAGUUAGCCCUUUAGGUUACAAACAUUGAUUCACUAACAUCAAGAGUUAUACUGUAUCAUAGGAUGUUAGAGGAUCAGAGUUAGUAUAAGAAAACUUCUACAUCUGUUAGCAUGUCUCGUCAAACUGGCUUAAAACAAUACAGAUUCUGUACCUUUGUCUUGCACGUGUCUUUAAAAGUUAAGAUUUUAUGGCAAUUUCUUGGCAAUUUCAAAGUUUCUUGCAGUCCCUGUGGAAAUAGAAACAGUUAAAAAAACCUUUUUCACACUUUCAAGUUUAUAUUCACUUCACAUAUGUCAAAAGAGAUUGAUACAUGUACUUCAAAUUGAGUCAUCUAUACUGAACAACUGAUAUCAACAGGCAAUAUGGAGAUGAUAUGCAAAUCACCAACUGUAAAUGCAAAUUUUAUGCAAAUCAUGCUUGCAAAACAUACUACUAGUACCAUUGUACAUGGAACAUCAUUGUGAGGCACCUCUUAGUAUUUCAAGCCAUAGCAUAUAAGCUCGGCAGUAACCUAGCUAUACAAUUAUAUGCAAGAUUUUCUGGUGUUUCCUUCUAAGUUUAAUCUAAAUGUUACUAUUUUAAGAAGUUUCUUGGAGGGGAAGAAAGUAAUGUAUUCCAACUGUACUAAAGAGAUGUGUUAAUUUUUUCCCAUGGUCGUUGUUUGCACCAAAGCCCACCAAAGUGCAUAGUUACAGUCAAGCGGAGAAGUUCAAAGAGCAAUUCAUUUUUGGGAAAGGCAAAUAUUAGCAUGUACCAGUUUUUAAGUCUUCCCGUGUAUGCAAAUGACCUCAAAUUUUUACCUACAGUGUAGUGAAUGCAAAUUUACAUAACGCUAAUUUCCAAGCAGAUGUUGAGAGGAAGAUUGUAAAGUUCUCGGACAGAAAAGCCCGGAAGCCUGAAAAUAUUUCAACCAGGCAUCUGCUUGGAGAUUAAACAUAUUUCUGAUUUUCUUUUAUUUCCUGCAGUCUUUGUCACCCUAUAUUUAUUUAUGUAGAAUAGAUAAGAUAGUGAAAACAUGUUCAGAUUAUGGUGAUACCUCACAUUUGGUGGGCAAUACAGGUUUUAGGCGAUACAUUGUGUCAAAAAGCUCCAUGGUCAUCAAUAAACCUUCGUUUAAAUUUGUCUGCUA
Molecule: messenger RNA, 1542 nt
Organism: Branchiostoma floridae (Florida lancelet)
Lineage: Eukaryota; Metazoa; Chordata; Leptocardii; Amphioxiformes; Branchiostomatidae
Product: zinc finger protein 706-like
Exons: 3
Coding region: 60-290 (76 amino acids)
Source: RefSeq, a predicted model, not a curated record